Messenger RNA from Thalassophryne amazonica, 5237 nucleotides. It is a transcript of the gene zeb1b, whose product is annotated as zinc finger E-box binding homeobox 1b. The record is from RefSeq and is a predicted model, not a curated record. Gene Ontology annotation, molecular function: DNA-binding transcription factor activity, RNA polymerase II-specific; RNA polymerase II cis-regulatory region sequence-specific DNA binding. NCBI's taxonomy places the organism in Eukaryota, Metazoa, Chordata, Actinopteri, Batrachoidiformes, Batrachoididae. Gene Ontology annotation, biological process: regulation of transcription by RNA polymerase II; anatomical structure development.
GGGAGGGAGGGAGGAGGAUCGGGGGGAGAGGGGUGAGAGAGGAGGUGACUCUCCGGCAGCAGUUAGACACAACGAAAGGAUCAUGGCGGAUGGCCCCAGGUGUAAGCGCAGAAAGCAGGCAAACCCGAGGAGGAACAGCGUAACCCACUACAGUAAUGUGGUGGAGGCGGGAUCAGAGUCAGACGACGAGGACAAGCUGCACAUCGUGGAGGAGGAAGGCAGCCUGGCGGAUGGCGCUGAUUGUGACAGCACUCUGCCAGACGACGAGCACCCCAGGGAGCCCUGCUGGGACCGAGUGAGGGAGGAUUGUGUUUCGGACGGUGACGAUGAUGUCAGUACAGACGCCCUGAUGGAGGAGAUGCUUCAGCAAGGAGACACAGCCGUCAUCUUCCCUGAAGCCCCAGAGGAUGAACCACAACGCCAGGGCACGCCUGAGGCCAAUGUCCAUGAUGAUAAUGGAACUCCUGAUGCAUUUUCUCAGCUGCUCACCUGCCCAUACUGCGCACGUGGUUACAAGCGCUACAGCUCCCUGAAGGAGCACAUCAAGUACCGCCACGAGAAGAACGAAGACAACUUCAGCUGUUCCCAGUGCAGCUACACCUUUGCAUACCGAACUCAACUGGAGAGACACAUGACAGCCCACAAGGCCGGCCGCGAUCAGAGACACAUCACACAGUCGGGAGGCAAUCGGAAAUUCAAGUGCACCGAAUGUGGCAAGGCAUUUAAAUACAAGCACCAUCUGAAGGAGCACCUUCGCAUCCACAGUGGAGAGAAACCUUACGAGUGCUCCAACUGCAAGAAGCGCUUCUCCCACUCUGGCUCAUACAGCUCACACAUUAGCAGUAAGAAGUGCAUCAGUGUCAUCUCAGUCAAUGGUAGACCACGCAGGAAACACAAGACCCAAACUCAGGGUGCAUCACCAGCCCUCCCUGCAUCUCACUCUGUCCUCCGCACCCAGAUUAGGGAAAAGCUGGAGCACAACAAGCCCCUGCAAGAGCAGGCGCCGCUCAAACACAUCAAGAGUGAGCCUGUGGACUAUGAGUACAAGCCUACAGUUGUAAUGUCCUCAGCUGUGACUUCCAUGAAUGGUGGGGUUUUCAAUGGGGGCGCUGCAGCUCCCUUGCAAGGGACAGUGCAAGCUGUGGUCCUGCCCACCGUGGGGCUGGUAAUCUCCAUCAGUAUCAAUCUGGAAGACCUGCAAAAUGCUCUCAAAGUGGCUGUGGACGGGAACGUAAUUCGCCAGGUGCUGGAAAGCAAUACCAAAGGUCAGGGACAGGUGAACUCAGGGUUAACCACUGGAUUGCUUCAUCCUCCCCAGCAGCAAGUCAUCUCAGCCAUUAGUCUGCCUAUUGUGGGCCAGGACGGCAAUGCAAAGAUCAUUAUAAAUUAUAGUUUGGAACCUAACCAGGCCCAGUUCACAGCUCAAAAUCUGAAGAAGGAGCCCCAGCCAAUCACACCAGAUCAGACCACCAAUGAGAUCCUGAAGUCUCAGAAACUCCCAGAAGAUCUUACCUUUAGAAGUACCAAACUAAGUGAGAUAAAAGAGUUUGAAGAAGAGGGAAAGACCACUAAAACAUGUCUCCUGUGUGAUAAUUGUCCAGGGGGUCUUGAAGCACUAAAUGCCCUAAAGCACUGCAAGAAGGAUAGUCUCAGACUAAAUGGAGCAGGCCGGGAUAAAUCUGAGUCUGGUAUCACUGCCCUGCUUUCAGAAGGAGGACUUUGCACCCAACCCAAGAAUCUCUUGUCCCUUCUAAAGGCCUAUUUUGCCUUAAAUGCAGAGCCUACCAAGGAUGAAAUGGCCAAAAUCUCUGACUCAGUCAGCUUGCCAGUCCAUGUAGUCAAGAAGUGGUUUGACAAAAUGCAGGAGGGUCAGAUAUCGCUGGGUGCUCCUACACCUCCCUCUGAGGAAGAGGAUACCUGUGAAGCUAAUAGUGUGGUGUCUCUGGUCCCAGAGAAGAACACUGCCACUAUGAGCCCAUCAGUUACCCAGGAUAGCCCCACAGAAGCCACCCCAGCAGAGGUCAAUGGUUCUGACAGUUCACCGACCACACUCUCACCACUAAACCUGGCAGCUGGUGGUCCUGUCCCAUCCCAGCUCUCCCAGACCACCGAGGGUCCACUUGAUCUGUCACUGCCAAAGCUUCCCAGAGAUGAAGCGGAGAAAGCAGGGACAAAGACCUGUAUUUGUCCCUCCCCUUCUUCUACCAAUGAGGAGCAACCCCUGAAUCUAACUUGCACAAAGAAAGAGGCAUCGCCACUCUCAGCCAUGGGUGGAGGCCACUCUAGCCCUGGUGCACUGUACUCCAGCCCACAAAGUGCCAACCCCAUCAAAAUUGUAACCACUCAGAUCCCCACCCUGGUGGCAAUUGCUGACCAGAGCCACAUGCCAUGUCUAAGGGCACUAAGCAGCAGCAACCAGGCUAUCCUGAUUCCCCAGCUGGCCUACACCUACACCACUACAGCAAGCAGUCCCGCUGGUACAGAGACACAGGAAACUAUCCACCUCAGUGGAAUUAAGGAGGACAAGAAGGACUCAUGCUCAGAGGCCACCUUCACCAUGGAUGAGCAGAAUGAUUCAGAUUCAGGCCCUCUGAGGAAGAAGAUGAAGAAGACAGACAGCGGUAUGUACGCCUGUGACCUGUGCGACAAGAUCUUCCAGAAGAGCAGCUCCCUGCUGAGACACAAAUAUGAACAUACAGGGAAGAGACCACAUGAGUGUGGCAUCUGCAGUAAAGCCUUCAAACACAAACAUCAUUUGAUUGAACACAUGCGGCUCCAUUCGGGGGAGAAACCUUACCAGUGUGACAAGUGUGGCAAACGCUUCUCCCACUCAGGCUCCUACUCCCAGCACAUGAACCACCGAUACUCCUACUGCAAGAAGGAGGCGCAGAGUCAUGGAGGUGGAAGAGAGAGCACUGAGGAGGACAGUGAGGCCCAGGCUGAAGUGGAGGCCCUGAGCCGGGUGCAGAGGCAGCACUCACCUCCAUCCCAGCUGGACUUGGAUGAACGAGGGAGCAGUACCAGAGAGGAUGAGGAGAGCGAAGAGGAGGAGGAAGAAGAGGAGGAAGCAGAGGAUGUGGAUGACAUCCACGUGGUGCAAAUUGGAGAUGAAGGAGGCGAUGAUGAGGAGCAGAAGAUGAAUGAGGAAGGAGUGGAAAGAGUAAUCAUUUCAAGAGGUGGGGAGGAGAAUAGUUGGGUAAAGGUGAAACAGGAGGAGGAGGCUGACAUGGGGCAAGAGCGAGCCAUCAGGAGUGACGAGGUGGAGGAGGAAGAAGAGAUGGAAGUAGACAGACAGGUGACAUCUGCACAAAUGGAAGAGAGCGAGGUGCAGGAGGCAGUCAUGGAGGAGAACGAAUCCAACAGGAAGGUGUUUGGUGAAGAGGCGAACGAGAUGUCGCAGGAGAACGGAGACACCAAUUAAAAGGAGAAGCAGGCUGUCCUCCUCAACAUGCAAUCACAUCUAAUUUGUCCCUACAGCAACUGGCACAUCGGACAAGAAAUCUGCUUGCUCUGAAUGCUGCAGGUCGCUACUGUGUAGAAUUCCAGGUGUGCCUGAAGAAAACACUUUUCCGCAGGAGAACAGUUUGAAAAAAAAAAACUCUUUGAAAGAAAACUGAGAUGAACGUGAAUCUAACCACAAAGGAAAUACAUUACACAGACUUUGGAAGCUAGAGCCGAAAUGUUUUAGAUAAUGUUUAUUACUAAAACACCUUGGGUCGUUUCUUUUUAUCAGUGUUACUAAUUUUAUCGCUCAUAUUUUAGCCUUUAAAAGCUGUACAGUUGGGAGAUAUUUCUAUACCUUUUUAUUGCCAAUGAACAAAAAGUCAGUAUUUUAUUAAGUUGAAAAUAAGAAGAAUCAUGUGCACUACAAGUGGCUUGGUUUACCUACGGAAUGAGCAGUUAUGUUGUCUACCCUUCAGUAUUACCGCAGUAGAAAUAUGACGCCAUCAUGCUAGCGGGUGUUAGCGUCACAUUUGUUUGAUUGGACUGUGAGCCUUAAGAAGAAAAAUCAGUGGAGAGGGUCUUUUCAUUGAGGGUUGGACAUGUAGUUUAAUGUUUUAAAUCUUCAGAGCAAAGGGGAUAUAGAAAACUGUACGACACCCCCCCCCACACACACACACGUAUCUCCCACCACUCCGAGCCUUAUGCAAAACAAACAAACAAAAAAGAGAAACAUGCAUAUCAAAAGUGCCAUUGUGAAUAUUGCUGUUGAAUAGCAGCUGUGAUCAGGUAUUACUGCAUCCCAAAUCUACUAACGCACCGGAAUACUGUUGACUUUGGCUUAUUUCUAAUCUCAGCAGUCGGUGACUCACAGAAUUCCAGUGCACGGCUUUUCAAAUUAAGUGUGUCUUCAGGAUAAAUAAAGUUGAUCUUUAACUUUUUCUUCAUCUUUACAAAACAUACUUUUGCAGCGCUUCUUCAGUGCACUCAUUUGUCGCCGUUAAACGCUGAGAUGUUUCUAUUAAGAAAUGGUCAUCAAAUCCCAGGAGGGGAAUUCCCACCUUUUUACCUGUCAGUAUUGUUGGUUUAUGUUCCGUGUGUACUGUAAGAUUUCAGCAGUGGCAGUAUUAGCCCCGCCCACACUCAAAUGGCUAUGUCUGUUUAGUCACAGAGAACUUUUAUAUUUAUGUGUUUUGUUUUGUUUUUUUGUAUUUCUUUAUGGUUAUUUAUUACACUCUGUAGUGUACAAUACUGUAGUUUGUAUUAAUACGAUAAUAUAUUUUAGUAUUGGCAAAAAGAUUCAAAGGAAGAUGAUGACACGCCUGUUCAAACCAGACUCCGGCAUACUGAAGUGUGUUUGUCAAACAAAUGAAACAACACUUUUCUUUUUCUUAGGGAAAAACUUAAUACACCCUGCAAGCCUGAAAAUUGAAACCUGUGACCUCUCAGCAAACAUUUUUGUGUUAGUUUAGUUUUCUUUCCCUGCUAAUAUGAAGCUACUGAACUUUUGAAAACUUAUUGUAUGUCUAAUAGCAUGAGUGUGCUGUUGUAUUGAAGGAUGAUCCUUAACCACACAAACUGUCCUUUUACCAAGCCAAAAUAAUACUGAUGUAUGUUCUUAUGUUUUUAUUUGUGCCAAUUUGUUACUUUAUGUGUCAAAACCACACCCACUUUUAUAUGCCACCCUACCCUUUUUAACACCCCAUCAGUUUUUUUUAUAGUGUUUUUUUAUUAUUAUUUUAUUUUGGUUCCUUUUUAUGACUCCCCAUCUCACAAUAAAUUGCAUCAAUUACAAA